Messenger RNA from Heterostelium album PN500, 864 nucleotides. RefSeq lists its product as uncharacterized. The coding region runs from base 1 to 864 and encodes 287 amino acids. Lineage: Eukaryota; Evosea; Eumycetozoa; Acytosteliales; Acytosteliaceae. The record is from RefSeq and is a predicted model, not a curated record. The transcript is spliced from 2 exons. Gene Ontology annotation, molecular function: protein binding.
AUGCUUCUCUCAGGUCUUAGAAUCGGUACAUUCUCACAGUUCAUGAUGAUACUCUAUAUUCUUACACUACCAGAGAAUGCUAUCACCUCAUUCAUUGUUAAAUCAACAUCAUUAGAUAUCGAUGAUAACGACAACGACAAUCAAACAAACAGUAACAACAAUAAUAAUAGCAAUAAUAAUAGAAGUAAUAAUAAUAAUAAUCUAAUAAUGAUCGAUUACUUUAUAAAAGAUCAAAUAAUACAAUCGACAUUGACUAAAUCACUUUAUAUAUUAAUAGUAUACUAUAUAGCGACUGCAUUUUUAACCACAACAACAUGCAACAGGAAUAGGAAUAGCAAUAACAUGAUAAGAGAUACAACUAUUAUCGCUCUUUACUUUUUACUUAUUAGUUACUUGUCAGUGUCAACCGACCAGAUUAGAAAGCUACAUGUCGAUAUAGGAUCACUAGCUAUCACAUCGUCAAAGAUGGAUUUGUCAAUUGAACACUAUGAAGCUGCACUUGCUCAGGGUCACAGAGAACUAAGCGGUUACAAGCGAUUGGUACCGAUUCAGGAUCACGAGUACGAGUUUGUUGGUGAUCUAGGUCUAUUCUAUGAAUCAAAGGCGAGAUAUCAAGAUGCCGAGCAACUCUAUCGUGAAUACAUGCCUCGAUUCCCAAGCCAUCUAAAGUUACAGAUCGGUCUGAUACGAACUCUCGAACACAAUAAGCAAUACAACGAAAUCUGUAAGAUCAUCGGUCCCAUUGAGUCGUUGGCACUCGAGCAAUCACAAAGUGACAACUGUCACAGUAUAGAUUGCAGUAGAUACAAAGGACAUGCCAAAUAUGCAUUGAACAUAAUAAACAAUCUUAAAAAGAAAUGUUAA